CAAUGCAUUUUCUAGUUUAUUUACCAGUAUUUAUUCCAUUGAUAGGUGCUCUUGUACCAGUGCAGAACAUAGAAGAUGCUCUUAUUCCUUUCAUUGUGCACGAGAUUGAGGAUUUGAAAAGUCUUGUCGGAGAUUUAAAGUCGAAACUUGAAUCCGCAAAGAAGAAGGACAAUGACUUUGUUGAAGGAUUGACAACUGCCGAGAAAAAUAUCAAACAACUUACAGAUAGACGUGACGUCCAAAGAAGAGCUUUUUCCGAAGCCCAGGUUGCAUUCUAUGCAAAACUGUCUGCCAGUUUACAUGGAUUGAGUCCUCACCAAACCAUAAUAUUCGAUGCUCUUGUAACAACAACACAGACAUCCCUUUAUGAUACGACAACUGGUAUUUUUACCGCUCCAGUUUCCGGCAUGUACGUCAUUUCCUGGACAGCUAACGUCGACCACCAGGAGUCCCAGGCAACAGAGUUAAUGAUCAAUGGUAGAUCUAAAGCUUGGUCUUUUGCUGACACAGCCGGUAGUGAAGACAGAGACUAUGGAAGUGCCUCUCAGACCGUUGUCUUGCAGGUAAAUAAAGGCGAAAAUGUUUGGGUUCGAACUGGUACCAAUGGAAAAGGCGAUGUCAGUGGUAAUGAUUACAGUACAUUCUCAGCAUUUUUACUCUUCCCUCAUUCUUUGUAGAUACUUCUUCGAAAGUCGUCUUUUUUGUGUAAAAUAAAAUUAGAAAAAUAAA
Molecule: messenger RNA, 729 nt
Organism: Mytilus californianus (California mussel)
Lineage: Eukaryota; Metazoa; Mollusca; Bivalvia; Mytilida; Mytilidae
Product: complement C1q-like protein 2
Exons: 4
Coding region: 3-677 (224 amino acids)
Molecular function (GO): protein binding
Source: RefSeq, a predicted model, not a curated record